Molecule: messenger RNA, 2824 nt
Organism: Cucurbitaria berberidis CBS 394.84
Lineage: Eukaryota; Fungi; Ascomycota; Dothideomycetes; Pleosporales; Cucurbitariaceae
Product: ankyrin
Exons: 2
Coding region: 1-2757 (918 amino acids)
Molecular function (GO): protein binding
Source: RefSeq, a predicted model, not a curated record
AUGUCGACCAAGCCGGUUCUCAGGAACAGUCUUCGUCUAAACAGUCCGUACCCAGUGAUCAAUACGUCUGCUGGCGAUCGAGAUCUAUCUGAACAUGCAAGCAUACAGCACAGCUUGAAGAUACUGGAACCUUUUGAUCAGUCGCAAUACGAGACAUUGCUGAAGGCCUCCAGAGGAGGACACACAGGCCAAGAAUGGAUACGAGACGUCGCCGCAUACAAGACUUGGAUCGAACACGAAGACCACGUCCCCCUACAGGAAAUCCGUCACGGCCUUCGCCUUUCGGUUUCCGGAGGACCCGAAGUCGGCAAGACCUCGCUAGCUUUGUUCAUCAUUGACGAACUCAAAAGCUUCAGCGCACGAAGUGAUACGAACAUCCAAGUGCUCUACUUUUUCUGUCAUCUCCCGGACAGGAACUACAAUAGCGCCAGCGCCAUAUUGAAGGGUUUGUUCCUUCAGUUGGUGCAACAACGACCAGAUCUGACUACAGAGUUCUGUGAUUGGCUCUGUGCGUACGAUAGCCGCUCCAAAUACCUAUACAAUCCUACUGCUUUAUGGGACAUGUUUCGAUCUGCGUUGAAAGGCGACGACGCAGGGACAACGUAUUGCAUGAUCGAUGGGCUGCACGAAUGCGAUGCGGAUAGUGCUAGGACCAUCGAGCAGCUAAUAACGAGACCUUUCCCAUUUGAAGGUUGUUUGGAAAAUGAGCCUAGGCUAAAGGUCAUGAUUACAAGCCGCUCCGCCAUUGCUUCAAGUCACUUUGGAAAGGUUGAACUGAAUGAGCAGAACACAGGUGGGUCAGACACGCCCAACCAGAAGCUCACAAAGAUCAAUGGUUAUCUUCGCGAUCUGGAUACAAAAAGGGGUACAUGUCUUCAUACGCUAGACGUAAUUGCGGCGUAUCGACAUCCACCAACUACGGCUCUAUUGCAGUCCUAUUUCAAUGAAUCAUACGAGGACAUCGAGAUGCGCGUCCAACUAUGUCAGCCUUUUAUCCGGACCGAUCGCGCCCAAGGACUUCAAUUCAACACCACGGACUUCUGGCUUCGAUUUUCGAACCCGAACAGGAACGCUGCCCAGGCCAUUCACAAGAAGCUAGCUCAAAUCUGCUUGAGUGUUAUCGACCGAAAGAUCUCCCAGAUUGAUAUGGAAGAACUUGAGCGCGGGACCUCGAUGGAACUUCCGGCAGACGUACGAUAUGCGGUCUUGUUUUGGGCUGAUCACGUGAGGCUUUCGCAAGAUGCUACGAAUGGCCUCUUAUACUGCAUCACUGCUACGUUCAGUCGUAAUUCAACAAACCUGGAGAAAUGGUGGAUCAUAUACCUGCAGGAGUAUUUUUCCAUCUCUCAGCAGGAUACCUGGCGACAACACCAUACCACCGUGCUCCACCUCGUUGCGUUAUUUGGUCUCCAUAGGAUUCUGCAAACAGCUGUCAUCAGUGGGCGCUGGCCUCGGCUAGUAAAUUACCUAGAUAUGAAAGACUGUCUGGGCAUGGAUCCCCUCUCAGUCGCUGUCUCGCAAAAGCACGCAGAAAUUGCGGAACUCCUAGUAUCCAACGGCACAGGGGUCACUUUUACACACUGCGUUAUCGCUGCCGGCUCAAAUCUGCAGCUUGCCAGACUUGUUUUUCGGACAUAUGUUGAAACUGAGCAUAGGAGAACCCCGCAAGGCCCGCAACGUAUUGAUAUUGUCGAUGCCUUGCAGAGAGCUGUCGUUAGCGGAGACGAACGCCUUGUCUCCUGCACGAUCAAAUUCCUUCAAGACGUUAGUCCACGAAGUUUUCCUUGGAACGAAAUCGACUCCCUCAUGUACGUGAUCAACUCAGGGCAACGCCACCUGCUCACGCCACUUCUUGCAAUCACAAACCUCGAAACUACCGCCGAAGAGCUCAUCGAAUUCGCGGCAGAGGAGCACGAAGAGGUUAUCCUUGCGGAUCUGAUGGCCAUGCCAAAGAUCCGAAGCAUCAUCGAGAAGCAGAAACUCACACUUGUCAAGCCUCUGAACCUAGCUCUCACAUACAAGUGUCCGUUAAUGGUAGACCGGCUCAUGUCUGAUAGGAAUGUUGCCUACGAAGACGAUCAUUACCGAACACCCUUUCAGGUCGCUACUCGAUUUGCGAACCACCAGACCCUUUGUCGAUUUUUACAGCAUCCAAAGUUCUUGUUCAAUCGUGGAUCCGUUGAAGAAGGUGUUGCGCUCAACGUCCUACUACACAAGGACAAAAUCGACAAUGAAUUACCACUCAUAAACCUGAGGCAAAUCCUCGAGCGUGGUGCGAGAAUGCGCUACCAACAUUUCGGCAUCACUGCACUCCACGUCGCCGCUGAGCUCGGUCGGGCGCCAGUCAUGGAAGUGCUUUUGGAGAAGAUGUCUGAGAAAGAGAUCAAGGCAGAUAUCGACCGACAACCUUCUAGUCGCCAUGGCCACGACCGGGAUGACAAGACCGCGCUCGCGAUUGCGGCAGUGAAAGGUCACUAUGAGAUCGUGCGACUACUUCUACUUAGAGGUGCAGACAUGGAUAUCAAGGAUAGGCUCGGGAAUACUGUGACGGAGUUGGCGGAAGCAGAAGGGCAUGCUGAGAUUGUCCAGCUGCUGGAAAAGGUAAAGAGAAGGGGAGUCGCGGCAGCGAGGGAGGUACGGAAAGGUGAAGCUGAUGGAGCUUCACGAGAAGAUGGAUUGGAGGAACAGAACGACACGGAAGAAGAAAAGGGUGGGGGUAGGAGCAGGAGGAAGGGCAAGGGCAAGGCUAGGCAAUGAUAUGGGCCGAGCGAUUGAGCACAUGUGUCGCGACUGAGUCACGUCUAGGUCACUCACAGAAAUCAUG